CCCACACUGCUCCGCGACAGGAAAAGAGGCGUGUCUUCCGGAACUUCCGGGCGGUCGCUGUUUGGGCGUGUGACGGCUUAGCGCCUUAGCUCGCGAUGGCCGCGGCCGUCGCUAUGGAGACGGACGACGCCGGGAACCGACUUCGCUUUCAGCUGGAGCUGGAGUUCGUGCAGUGCUUAGCCAACCCCAACUACCUGAACUUUCUGGCCCAAAGAGGUUACUUCAAAGACAAAGCUUUUGUUAACUAUCUUAAGUACUUGCUUUACUGGAAAGAACCAGAAUAUGCCAAGUAUCUAAAGUACCCUCAGUGUCUGCACAUGUUGGAGCUGCUCCAGUACGAGCACUUCCGCAAGGAGCUGGUGAAUGCGCAGUGCGCCAAGUUCAUCGACGAGCAGCAGAUCCUGCACUGGCAGCACUACUCCCGGAAGCGCAUGCGUCUGCAGCAGGCGCUGGCUGAGCAGCAGCAGCAGAACAGCGCCGCGGGCAAGUGAGGCGCGGCCGCCAUGGACUCUUUCCUGCUCUCUUUGUGGGGGGCGGGGGGCACCCAAACCUGCGAUGGGCUCUUGCCUCCGGCUACCUCCCUCCAGCUCCCUUUGUAUUGUUCCUGGGCCACUGCUGUCACACAGUUGUACUUUGGUUUCCUGUGGGUAAGUUAUUAAUGCUCAACCAACUGAAUAAAGACACACGUCAGGUGCUUUAAACCA
Mustela erminea (ermine) is the source of this 704-nucleotide messenger RNA. RefSeq names its product mediator complex subunit 31 (gene MED31). Gene Ontology annotation, cellular component: core mediator complex; mediator complex. The transcript is spliced from 4 exons. Lineage: Eukaryota; Metazoa; Chordata; Mammalia; Carnivora; Mustelidae. Gene Ontology annotation, biological process: regulation of transcription by RNA polymerase II. The coding region runs from base 96 to 491 and encodes 131 amino acids. The record is from RefSeq and is a predicted model, not a curated record. Gene Ontology annotation, molecular function: transcription coregulator activity.